Molecule: messenger RNA, 1029 nt
Organism: Erpetoichthys calabaricus (reedfish)
Lineage: Eukaryota; Metazoa; Chordata; Cladistia; Polypteriformes; Polypteridae
Exons: 7
Coding region: 10-1029 (339 amino acids)
Source: RefSeq, a predicted model, not a curated record
CACUCUCUAAUGGCCACAAGCAGGACCACCGAGAGACCGGCGUUGCCCACCUCAAGUGAGCCAGCAGCUGCUCGCCAUCUGAAUGGACUGUGCAAAUAUGUGGUGGAGAAGAGACUUCAGAAGAGCCUGGAGAAGACGUGUGUGGAAGUGAUGAAGGGCGCCAAGGUCCCCAGAAACCCGUACCCCGUGUUCGUCCAGAGGGCCCGCCAACAGGCCGAACGAAUCCGACUUUCUUCCUGGACCAUCCCAGAGGGAUUCCAAAGCUCCACGACCUUCCCCACUGAGCCCACCGCUCUUGGACACGUCGCAGGCUCUAAGGGUUUUUCCCACGUCUGGGGCCACCCGGUGGUCCUCCGCUGUGUCUCCCCACCUGCCAUCGAGCGGGCCGCCUGGCUGAUUGAAGACGUCACGCCGCCUCUUUCCAUUCUGCGCUGCGGCCAGCCCUACACGAUCCAGGUGCUCCCGGCCCUCACUGGCCCGUCCAUCUUCUCAGACACCCUCUUCCCUGCGCCCCACGAGCUCGCCAUCCUCCAGCUGUACGUGAUCGCCGGCCCAGACCCAGAGCGAGCCUCGGCGCUGUACGCGGAUUGUGUCCUCGGCGACGUCCUCCGCACCGUCCAGCAGGGCCGCCACUACUUGCUCAGGGUGAAAGUGCCGUCCAGUUCCGAAGGACACUUUGACCUGUUCAAUAAGGAGGAGGUGGAAGCCCGCAGGUCGGCCUUCUUGUCCGGCGUCCAAAGGUCCUUGAAGACGCAGCUCCCCGUGCAGGCCGACUGUGUGUGGAGGACGGACCCCCAGGGCGCGGCCUUCCAAGGAGGAGUUAAGCUUUACAGCCUUUGUGUCCUUCAGACGUCAGAGACCCUGAGAGGAGAAAAGGUCCUGGACUUUUCCGAGUGUCCCCUCAUCCACUUGUACUCCAGUGUGUUCCUCCAUCAAGCGCACGCGGAGGCUUAUGUCCGGAUGUUCCUGCCAGCAAAGGGGCACCCUGGCCCCACAGGCAAGUGGCGUUCACCCCCCUGUAAGGCCUAA